Monascus purpureus is the source of this 408-nucleotide messenger RNA. The record is from the annotation of a GenBank genome assembly. Lineage: Eukaryota; Fungi; Ascomycota; Eurotiomycetes; Eurotiales; Aspergillaceae.
AUGACCGACAAGCCCAGCGUCUUGUUUGUCUGCAUUCAUAACGCCGGCCGUUCUCAAAUAGCCGCUGGCUACCUCACCUACCUCGCAGGCGAUGCUGUUGAGGUCCGCUCCGCUGGCUCAGCGCCUGCCGACUCCAUCAACCCCGUCGUGGUCGAAGCCAUGCGUGAAGAAGGCAUCGACAUCACUGACCAAAAACCGAAGAUUCUAAGCGCCGAUGCUGUCCAGGCCAGCGACAUCGUCAUCACCAUGGGCUGCGGCGACGCCUGCCCCUUCUUUCCGGGCAAACGCUACCUCAACUGGGAACUUGACGACCCUGCAGGGCAAAGCCUUGAUGUUAUACGCCCUAUCUGUGAUGAAAUCCGUCGCCGUAUCGAAAAUCUUAUCACCGAGAUCCUACCGUCCCACUGA